AGAAAGAGGGAGGAGUCCUUGGUCAGCAGCCUCUGACCUGAUGAGUCUGAGUUCCACCUCUGCUCAGGGAGGAAAAUCUUACUGUUGGGACCUUCAGACUGGGUCCUGAGCACUCAGGACUUUUUCUCCUUCAGGAUUUAAUAAACUGGAAUAUUCACUCAGACUCAGGACCUGUCGACGUGCUGCCUGACGGAGUCUUCCCUGCUGAAUGGGACAUUUCCAAAUGUGGUAUGAGACAAAACACAUUGUUAUUGAGUAAUAUGAGGAAGCCUUUUAAUGGGCUGGGAUCAGACUGCAGGGCUUCUGCUGUGUUUAGACCAAGGAGCAGCAUGCAAACAAAUCGGUGAACCACUGCGGCCUGUCAAACCCCCGCCCUCGUAGCCACCAGCACCACCAGCUCAAAUUUGGGGGUAUUACAGAUACUUGUACUCUGCCUCACAACCUGCGCCAAACACCAUGGAUUUUAUGCAGCCCAUAAGAAGUCAGGGCAUCAUGGCUUCUUCCACAUCUGCUCCUCUCCUGGGCACUCACGGCAGUUGCACCAGGCACCACUACCAGGCCGUCAGAAGGAAGCUGCGGCCUGGACGGCUCCUGGGUUUCCUUGUCAGCUUGGUAGCGGUCUGCACAGUCUCUUCUUGGAGUGCCUUGUCGCUGGCCAACUCUGGGGCCACGGGGCUGGAAUCAGCCACCGAGGAGGGCUCAGCGGAGGCAGCAGUGCCCCAAAGGACUCUUCUGCAGUACCAUAACCUCACAGCUGCAGCAGCGGACACACCUGUGGCCAUGAAAUCUACUGAAUUGGAAAUGAAUCACGGAGACUAUCCAACAGACUACUUCAGCAUAGAGCAGAGACGUGAGGGUUUUGUUAUGCUCCAUAUGUUUGGCAUGUUGUACAUGUUCAUAGCCUUAGCCAUUGUGUGUGAUGAGUUCUUUGUUCCUGCGCUCACUGUUAUCACAGAGAAGCUGGAGAUAUCUGAUGAUGUAGCAGGAGCCACCUUCAUGGCGGCUGGGGGCUCAGCUCCAGAACUUUUCACAUCUGUCAUAGGAGUUUUCAUUUCCCACAGUAAUGUAGGUAUUGGUACCAUCGUGGGCUCCGCUGUCUUCAACAUCCUGUUUGUGAUUGGGAUGUGUGCCCUGUUCUCCAAAGAGGUGCUGAACCUCACCUGGUGGCCUCUGUUCAGAGAUGUCUCCUUCUACAUUGUGGGCUUGCUAAUGCUCAUCUAUUUCUUUCUGGAUAAUGAAAUCACAGUGGGGGAAAGUGUCGGCUUGCUGAUGUGCUACACCUGCUAUGUGACAUUCAUGAAGUACAAUGCCAAAGUAGAACUUUUCAUAAAGAGCAUGCUGGGCAGCAACCAGGUGGACGAACUGGAAAACGCACCCAAGUUGGAGUCAGAUCUGUUGCUCACUGAUGUUGUUAUCACAUACGGCUCUCAGGUCAAUGUACCUGAUGAUGAGAACAAGCUGACGGCCAAGCCCAGGCUGCAGAGGGAGGGCAGCUGUGCUUCUCUACACAACUCACUGAUGAGGAACAGCAUCUUCCAGCUCAUGAUCCACACACUGGACCCCCUCAGUGAUGAAGGGCGAUUUAAAGAAAAGGCAUCAAUUCUUCACAAAAUGGCCAAGCAGAGGUGUAAAGAAGAGGCUGUCAGUGCCAACGGUGUAGGUAACAUUAAAAACAUCCCAAACAGCACAAAUGUUGCUGUGGAAGUCACACCACCGAUGAAUGGAGUUGCAGGAGGAGAAGAGGGUGGUGAGGAAGAGGAGGAUGAAGAUCAGCCUCUGAGCCUGGCCUGGCCUGACACCACCAGGAAACAGCUCACCUACCUCCUUAUCCUGCCCAUAGUCUUUCCUCUCUGGGUCACACUGCCCGACGUCCGGAGAGAGUCUUCUGCGAAGUUUUUCCCCAUCACUUUCCUGGGCGCCAUCACUUGGAUUGCUUUCUUCUCCUAUCUGAUGGUGUGGUGGGCUCACCAGGUUGGAGAGACUUUCUGGAUCACAGAGGAGAUCAUGGGUCUGACCAUAUUAGCAGCAGGCACUUCAAUCCCUGACCUGAUCACCAGUGUGAUUGUAGCACGAAAAGGCCUCGGAGACAUGGCUGUGUCCAGCUCUGUGGGCUCCAACAUCUUCGAUAUCACUGUGGGGUUGCCUUUUCCAUGGCUCCUCUACCACAUUAUCAAUGACUUCAAGCCUGUAGAAGUGAGCAGCAACGGACUGUUCUGCGCCAUUGUCCUCCUCUUCCUCAUGCUCCUCUUCGUCAUCAUCUCCAUUGCAGCUUGCAAGUGGAAAAUGAGCAAAUUCCUGGGCUUUCUCAUGUUUAUGCUCUACUUCGUUUUCCUCGUCAUCAGUGUUAUGCUGGAGGACAAAAUUAUCACCUGCCCCGUCUCAGUCUAAGAGAGAAUCGACCUGUAUGGACGUCGAAGACACUGUGUGUGUAACAGGAUCUGAAACAGCAGCACAAACACACAAACACACACACACACACACAAAAUGCACAGUAGAAAACAGCACAUUUAGUAUCCAGUCAAAGGUGAAGAUACCACACAUAUACACACUUUCAGAUGCAUCACAGCCUUCGAAGGGCUUCUCUCUCUGCACUGUGAACCCCCUCAAAGUGGCAGAUGGACACGAGACAUGAAAGUUCAACGGAACAUCGGCUGAGAUGGUUUAUGAGCUGUUCACUGUGGGGCAGUAUAAGAAGUACUCUCACGCAAACAGCCAGUUUGACCGGAUACAUACAAAGAGACUUUUUCCUUUGUGUUGAAAAGGGAGGUGACGCUACAAAGUGAUGGUGGAAGUAAAAGUAUCGGCAGCACAUGAGUGUGAUGGCCAAGCAGAUCAAUAGAAAUGUAGAUUAACCCUGUCUGUCUCUCAAUGCUGUCUCACUACAUGUAUGGUUUUACAAAGUAAAAUAUUCAAGAAACUUAAAUGUGUUUUCAAAUCCAGUUCAUUGAAUUUGAGGACAUAUUGGUACUGUAUAUCCCAAUCAUGAUUAUCAUUAAUAAUAAAUAUUUUAUGCUACUAGAAAACUAGAGUGAUAACAAGAACCAACAUUAAACUGACAAAUGUUUUCAAUACUUCUGCUCUUAUCAGCGUAUCACAUGUAUCUUAUUUGUUUUCAUAUACCGAGCAUAUCAAUGUGUGACUUUUUUCCAUUCUGUCUGCCUUUACAUGCACACCUUUAGAGAGAUUAGUCCAGUAUUUUGAGCAAAUCUGGAUGAUUUUGCUGCACAGAAAUGUCAUAAUCAGGUCAGUGUCAUGUCUGAAACUCAGUAGUUGAUGAGCAUGUGAGGGCUUGCAGUCUUAACACCAGGUGAUGGACUCAGGAUUAGUGUUGUGUUUUACUUGUUUAACUGAUUUUUUUUUUUUUUUUGGAAAUUAUCAUUUAUUUUAAAAAAAAAGAAAAAGGGUGUUCUACAUUUAUGAGUAUCUCUGGGUUUCUCUCUCUUGAUGUAAAACAAUUCAUGUACUCUCUAUAUAAAUGGAAGUAAAUUAUAGCAGUAUUUUGGUUCAGGACUCUUUCCCCCACAUUCUAAAUAAUAAUAAUAUUAAGAUGUUGAUACUACACACAUGAUACUUAUCUGUGUUCAUCGUGCAAAAUCUGGGAAUGAUUUUGCACAAGGAAAAUGAGCAUGUUGGAUUUUUCUGCAGAUAUUUGCAGAUUUGAGCUGAAGCAUUUUAUUUCACAUGGAAAGCUCAAAGUAGACAAAUUUCUGUUCAAAUGCUACAACUUUUAACCUCAUUUCAGAAACAUUAAGAAUGUGUAGCUGUGUCCCAAUUCCAUACUAAAUAGUGUUUAAUAGAUAUCCCACUUGAUGCUGUGUAAUGUCUUUGCAGUAAGUGAUGAAAUGAAUUGUAUGGCUACAUGAUUUUUUUUUUUAAUCGUGGACUGUGAGCUGCUCUGUCAUUUCUUUUCGGCUUUGCAUUAUUAGUGUACACAAUAAUUCCAUGAUUGUUUUUGCUUUCAUAUUAUUAACGUUUUGGCUUCUGUUUUCAAAAUACUCAGACUGCAUGUAAUUGUAAUAUAGUCUGGUGUUGGGACACAGCAUGUGUUUUCAUGUGCAAAAAUACUGAAA
Sphaeramia orbicularis (orbiculate cardinalfish) is the source of this 4070-nucleotide messenger RNA. RefSeq names its product solute carrier family 24 member 2 (gene slc24a2b). Gene Ontology annotation, biological process: long-term synaptic potentiation; long-term synaptic depression; intracellular calcium ion homeostasis. Bases 457 to 2388 code for a protein of 643 amino acids. Gene Ontology annotation, cellular component: plasma membrane. The record is from RefSeq and is a predicted model, not a curated record. Lineage: Eukaryota; Metazoa; Chordata; Actinopteri; Kurtiformes; Apogonidae. Gene Ontology annotation, molecular function: calcium channel activity; calcium, potassium:sodium antiporter activity. The transcript has 11 exons.